AAUCCCUAAAUGAUCUAAUGCAGUUAACUGAACUCCUUGAGAAACGUUUUCUUCAUCAGUAAAGUGAAAAUCUUUACCAUCAUGCAUAAGGUUCAAGGAUUCAAAAUCCUUAUCCAGUAAUGAAUGAAACUCAGUAAAUGGAAUGGUGUAAGUUCUCAAUAAAUGUUGGCUAUUGCUAUGUACAAAAUAUGAGAGAAAAGAGGUUAAAGGUCUCAGAUUUGGGGCUGAGAAAUUAAAGAUUUAUUAUGCCCUAAGAAAAACAGAAGGAAAGGGAGAUGGAGUCUAAUUUAAACACGUUGUAAGGAAUGCUUAGCUCAUCGAAUCCAGGAAGGAUGGAUCCAGGGUUCAAGAGUAAAGUCAAGGCCAAAAACAUAUGUCUUACAGCGCUUGUCCUACACCACGACCCUGAACGCAAAGAUUCGACUCAUAGCAUCUCUUGUGACUCUGUCCAGGGCACAGGAGCAAUAACGGAACCAAAUACUCAAUAGAACUGUCAGCGACAUUGCACAAGAUUUGCCGUAUCUCUAUCACACCUGAUUAUUAAAGAUCUCUCUCCAACCAAAAUAGACCCUAAUUCAAGGUCUAGAUAUUUAUUUCAUUUCUUUGGUAUUACUCAUCUCUGUGGAUUUCCUGUUUCCGGACAUGUUUGUUUUAGUCUCAGAGCAGACUCGGCGUGGCUGCAGUCCUCAGAGAGAUCAGUGCCCCUUGAGCAGGUGCCUGGGAGAGAAGAGAGACCCAAGCACUCAUAUUUGAGGAGGAGGCCUUGACGACAAAUUAAAUGGCUUCGGAGUUUUAUGCUAGACACUUUCAGCUACUCUCAAACGUGCUCUUCAAAAUAUCCACUCCCUGGUAAGGACUCAGAUGUCUUCAUCUAUUUUGAUGUCACUUUGCUUUUUGAAAAUCAAUCACCUAGAACUUCAUACAAAGCAGGAGCUCCUCCAAAAAUGCUACAUCUAGGAAAAUUAUUCCUUUUUCAGACUGUGUAAAUGAUCUGUUUAUCUUGUAAGGAAUCAGUCUUCCACAGAAUUCGAAUUCUCCUAAAUCUUGAUACUCACCGCUUCAAGGUUAUUGUUCUCCUGUCAUCAUAACGCAGUAGGUCAACAUUCUAGGCCAGGAGAAAAUAAGACAUAAUCUGUCAGUAACCUCUGCAGGUAUUGCCCUUACAAAUCUCUAAAUUAUUUGAAAAUCACGGAGAUUUUUGAAAGGAUAUUUAAAUAACCAGUGAUCUUCAGAUACCAAAGAAUAGAACUAAGGGUCGUUUGGUUUUGAGAGGACUGUACUUUUACAAAAAGUGAGAAAAAAUUAAGUUGUGAGGCUCCUUUAGAUUCACAAAGUAUCAUUCUAGAAAUCAUAUAUUCUAUCCAAUAUUUCAUCUAGAAUAUGAAAGCAAGAAGUUGUAGAGGAUUCUAGAUCAAUUAACUAGGGUUUACUAGUAUUUUACAGGGAAAAAGAAACCAGAUGUUCAACUGAAUGCAAAAUAUAUAUUCUAGUUUCUCUAUAGGGAAAAUAGAGCCAAAAGUAAUUUUCUUAUUCUAUGAUACAGGUAGAUUCUAUUCUAAAGUGGAAGCCACGUCUCACUAUAUGAGAGUCCCAUGAAUGCUUUGUUCUAUAAAAAGAUACCUGAAAAAAAAAAAGCCAGAAACUCCAGAACUGCUUUUUUCCUAUGAAAUUGCCAGAUAUAUCAUAUUUUAUCUGCUCAAGACUCUCUAUGUUCCAUUGCAGAGCUAUCUAAAUCCAUCAUGUCUAUUACCAACACGUCGCACAUUGAAAUCACCACCUUCUUCUUGGUUGGGAUGCCAGGGCUGGAACAUGCACACAUCUGGAUCUCUAUUCCCAUCUGCAGCACGUAUCUGGUGGCUCUUCUGGGGAACUGCACCGUCCUUUAUGUCAUCAGGACAGAACCCUCCUUGCAUGAGCCUAUGUACUAUUUCCUUUGCAUGUUGGCUCUGUCAGACAUGGGCUUGUCCUUUGCCGCUCUUCCCACCAUGGUGAGGGUCUUCUUGUUCAAUGCUCCUGAAAUCUCUGCCAACGCCUGCUUUGCCCAGGAGUUCUUCAUCCAUGGAUUCACAGUCCUGGAAUCCUCAGUGCUCCUCAUCAUGUCAUUUGACCGCUUCCUGGCCAUCCACACCCCUCUGAGGUACAGCUCCAUCCUGACAACCAUCAGAGUUGCCCAAAUAGGAAUGGUGUGCCUUUCCAAGAGCUUCCUCCUGGUUUUCCCCUUCCCCCUCACUUUGAGGAGCUUGAACUACUGUAAGAAAAGCCAAUUAUCCCAUUCCUACUGUCUCCACCAGGAUGUCAUGAAGCUGGCCUGCUCUGACAACCGAAUUGAUGUCAUCUAUGGGUUUUUUGCGGCACUCUGUGUUAUGGUAGAUUUUAUGCUGAUUGUUGUGUCUUACAUCCUAAUCCUCAAGACUGUGCUGGGAAUUGCAUCCCGAAAGGAGCAGCUCAAAGCCCUCAAUACGUGUGUUUCACACAUCUGUGCAGUGACCAUCUUCUAUCUGCCCAUCAUCAACCUUGCCAUUGUCCAUCGCUUUGUCCAGCAUGUCUCUCCCCUCUUCAAUGUUCUUAUGGCAGAUGUUCUUUUACUUGUGCCUCCGCUGAUGAAUCCGAUUGUGUACUGUGUGAAAACCAGGCAGAUCAGAGUAAGAGUUGUAGCCAAAUUGUGUCAGAAGCAAAUAUAGCAGUCAUAUAGAGCGGAAAACAUAUGGUGGGGAUGUCUUAGGUAAGAGAUUAAAUGUGAGUUUGAGAAAACCUAGCAUUUGGCACACAUAAUCAUCAAUGUAUUUUUCUUGUUAUUAUCAUCAGACGUAUUUCAUUAAAAUUGUUUACUGAUCAUGAGCAUAAAAUAGGAUUUAGAAUACGUUUGGGGGGAUCUCCAUCCUAGUUACAAAAGGAAAAAUAGAUGCCUUAUGACAUCAUGUUUGAUAAAAGCAUCAAGUUCCAAUCAAGACUAACAGAUGAUAAUGUCUAUCUUUAUGGCAGAAGACUCCUGAUCUUACAUUCAAUGUAUCCAUCCUAAGAGCUUUUGAUUCUCGAUCCAAAUUAUGCCCUAAUUCUGACUUAUCAUUAUCUCUCUUUUAAUCAUCCUAGUAGAUCACCAGCAUGUCUUUAAUGAAAAACAGCCAUAACCUUUUUUAGUUUCUAACUAUCUACACUUGCUUCUUUCUAACUGAAAAGUAACUACAGGUUACUGCAGCAUGUGGA
This is a messenger RNA of Sus scrofa (pig), 3204 nucleotides long. The record is from RefSeq and is a predicted model, not a curated record. NCBI's taxonomy places the organism in Eukaryota, Metazoa, Chordata, Mammalia, Artiodactyla, Suidae.